AUGGAUGACCGCACCAUAGAUUCCAUAUUUCAAGGCUCACUGGAGUCGCUGCCUCCCGUGAGUUCAAAGAUAGUGCGUAUAUUUACGAGUUCGACGUUUACGGACACCACAAUGGAGCGCAACACGCUGAUGGCCAAGUGCUAUCCCCGCAUCAAGGACUAUUGUCGCGAAAAGCAUGGCCUGGAAUUUCAGGUGGUCGACAUGCGUUGGGGUGUGCGUGAUGAGGCCACCGAUGAUCACAUGACCACGGAGCUUUGCAUGCGCGAAAUUAAAAACUGUCAGCGUCUAUCAAUGGGACCCAAUUUUAUUGUGUUUCUGGGUCAGAAGUAUGGCUACAGGCCCAUACCCACAUACAUAGUAUCCUCGGAGCUGGCACUCAUAUGCGAGGAGCUUACCUCGAUGGGAGUAGACCGAGCGCUGCUCGACUUGUGGUACAAAAAGGACAGCAAUGCAGUGCCGCCCAUAUCAGUGCUGCAGCCCAUUUCCUCCAUACUGAUCAACUUCAACAACAAGCGCGUGCCCAAACUGCAAGCGGAGGAUCAGGCUGUUUGGUGGGAUACGCUCAACAAAAUGCAGAAACUACUGCGCAAGGCCGCUGCCUCGCUCGGCGCCAGCAACAAAAUGUCCAAGGAUGAUGUGCACAACUAUUUCAUGUCGGUGACGGAGCGUGAAGUCAUCAAUGGCAUACUAAACGUCAAGAACACGAAGAAUCAUUGUCUGUCCUAUGUGCGCUAUAUAAACAACAUAAAUCUGCAGAAUCUGAAGAAGGCUUCGCUCUUUGUGGACAUUAUCAAUCGCAGCUUGGACACAGAGUCUGCAAAGCUGCUGGGGGAUUUGAGGGACACACGUCUUCCUGCCAAGAUGGAGGCGAGCAAUUCGCAAAAAUAUACUGUGGAAUGGAUUGGACGCGAGGGCUUGGACAUUGAGACGCACGAGGAGUAUUUAAAUCAUUUCAUAUCGCAUUUCUACAAGAAUGUGGUGAAGCUCGUCGAUCGGGCCAUGCGCAAAGAAGACUCCAGUGCACAGGGCAUAAUAGUAACUGAGAUCCUUCAGCAUUUGCAUGCUUGCAACAAUUCGGUGAAGAUCUUUUACGGUCGCGAGGAGAGUUGCGAGCGUAUCGAGCGCUACAUGCUGGGGGAUUCAGAUAAGCCACUUGUCCUAUUUGGCGAUGGAGGUUGCGGCAAGACUUCAUUGCUGGCUAAAAGCGCAUCGCUGGUUGCCAGCGAGUGGUUCGCCGACAAGCGACCCAUCAACAUUAUUCGCUUUCUGGGCACCACACCCGACUCGUCAGCCCUGACCGCUACGCUUAUAUCCAUAUGCCAGCAGAUAUCCUACAACUAUAUGCUACCCUUUGAGAACAUACCCGAUGAUCUUGUACCAUUAACAGCACACUUUAAGCAAUUAUUAACUUAUGCCAGUGCCGCUCAGCCUCUGACGAUCUAUCUAGAUUCAGUUGAUCAGCUGACGGGCACGCAAGAUUCCAAUAAGGUAUCUUGGAUACCAACGCGCCUGCCGCCCCACUGUAAGAUUAUAAUAUCGUGCGCUAAUGAGCCGGCAAAUCCAACGGUGUCGCAUGAGUACCAUGUGCUGCGGAAGAUGAUUGAUGUGGAGGAGAACUUCAUAGAGGUGACGGCACUGGGCGAGGAGCUGGCCAUGAAUGUGAUUAAAAUGUGGAUGAAGACGGCCUGUCGUGAUCUCAACAAUUACCAGUGGCGUCUGGUGGCCAAUGCCAUUAGCAAAUGCUCGCUGCCUAUAUUUGUGAAGCUGGUCUUUGCCGAGAUCUGUCGAUGGCGCAGUUACACGCGUCCGCAGGAGACACAUCUCGCCAACACCGUCAUGGACUCCAUUAUGCUGCUGUUCGAGCGUGUCGAGAAGCAACAUGGUCGCAUUCUGGUAUUCCAUGCUCUGGCCUAUAUAACCGCAUCCAAGUCGGGUCUGUCCGAAAGCGAGCUCGAGGAUCUUAUAUCGUUGGACGACAAGGUAUUGGACGAUGUCUAUCAGUAUCAUAUGCCGCCAGUGCGACGCAUUCCGCCGCUGCUAUGGACGCGUAUACGCAACGAUCUGCCCAACUAUCUAAGCGAACGUGAAGCGGAUGGUGUCAACGUUAUGAACUGGUAUCAUCGUCAGUUCAAGGAUACGGCCAAGGAGCGCUACUUUAAGAACAUGAACAUGGCAAUCUAUUUUCAUUCCAUGAUUGCAGAUUACUAUCUGGGCAUUUGGGGUGGCGGCGUUCCCAAGCCAUUCAAGUUUACAGAGAUACAACGUCAUCGUUUUGGCCUGGCGGAUAAGGAGGGGUCCGCAGAUCGCAAGGUGCCCAUACAACCGCUGGUCUUCACCAGCAAGGAUGGUCUCUCCAAGCGCUUCAAUCUGCGCAAGUUUGGUGAGCUGCCUUUUCAUUUUGUGCGCUCGCGCCGCUUUAAGGAUCUGUUUGAGCAUGUGCUCUUUAACUAUGAUUGGCUGCAUGCCAAGUUAUCUAGCUGCCCGCUGCAGGCGGUGCUGGCGGACUUUGAGGACGCCUCAACCAACACGGAAGACAAAGAGGCCAGGCGAGAGCUAAUGCUGGUGGCGGAUGCACUGCGCCUGGGUGGCGCCAUACUGGCCAUAUAUCCGAAUAUGCUAGCACCGCAGCUCAUAGGACGCCUGCUGCCCGAAAUUGGCGGCAAUCCCAACAUUAAGAUGCUGCUGCGCGCCUGUGAUCGCUCCGGUCCCAAGGACUGCGCGCUGAUUCCCGUGAAUCACUGUCUGCAUACUCCAGGCGGACCACUCAAGUACUCCCUAGAGGGUCAUCAGUUUGCUGUCUUUGCUUUUUGUCUGACCAGCGAUAUGCGUUAUAUGGUUUCCAUAUCCACGCACUUUAUAACCUUCGACUUGUCCACCUCGGAUCUGACCAGAGACGUCAACCCUGGCAUCGAGGGCAUUAUGCAGCAGCUUGUGCUUAGCCCGGACAACAAGUGGGCUGCUGCCUACUCCAACAACAAUCAGACCGUGCUGCUCAACAUGCUUUCCAGUGAAUUUGUGGUCAUCAAUAGUCCUUUCGAGGAGAGCGAUGGUCCUGUAAACGGCCUGCAUUUGCUUAACCAAAACUUGUUUAUCAUCUGCAAGCUGCGUUGGGCGCAGUUCGAUAUGCGCGGCAACUUGAUAGAAAUCUUUGAAGUGCCCGGCGAGAAUGCCAACUGGGAAGUCUUGACCAUGGAGUUCUUCAGCCCCACAGAUUACAAUGCGGUCUUCUGGUCGGGCUCCAUAAAUGACAUGCGUUUGCGAUUGGACUCCUGCCGCAGCGCAAGCUACUCGAACUCGGUGAACUUCUUCAGCGCGCUGGUCAUGAACAAGGCACGUACCUGCGCCUACGGCUGUGCCAACGAGGAGAACUUUGAGGUCUCUUUGUACGAGUUCAUAGUGCAGCAGGAAUCUGGCGAGCUAAGUUGGCAGUUGGUCAAGACUUUGCCACGCUUUGAGAAUGACGACAAGGAAAUGUUGCUACAGCUGCGUCUGGAUCAACAGCAUGAGCGGAUGCUGCUGGGCACCGCUGGCAAGGGUUUUGUCAUUUGGGACUUCGGUAGCACUGAGCCAGAGCAUGAGCGAGCGCCUUUAAGUGAGGGUGCCAUGUACUUACCUUUGCCGCAUGGCGUGCGCAACAUAACCACACGCAUUAUGCAAUCCAACUCCAUUAUGGUCAGCUCCAAGCUGGACUAUGCAGUGGCGGGCGUGCGAAAGAAUCUGUACGUUUGGUGCUUGCAGACUGGACAACUGGCCAAGGUGCUGGACGCGCACUUUGGACGCAUUAUACAGCUGGAGCCGCUGACAAUUGGCAACUGGAACAAUUUGGUUACCUCCUCCAUAGAUCGCUCUGUCAAGGUGUGGAACAUCAACAACAUUUUUGAGAAGGUGCACGUCAUUGAUCGCCAUGAGCUGCAGAUCGAUGACAUUAGUCUGUCCGAGGUGGACAUGGCAGUGACAGUGACACGCAGCUGUGUUGGUGUCUGGGAGACACGCUCCGGUCGUCUGCUGUCCAAGCUGGCUGAUAGUCCCUUGGGCGCUAUUGUUACACAUGCGGAAAUUACGCCAGACGGACGCUACAUUAUAUCCUCGGAAACGGGCAAGUUUCUGAUUUGGAAUCGCGUCUCCGAGCAGGUUGUUUAUCGCGAUGAUCAGCCAGGCAUACAGCAGAUAACGCUUAUGGAUUACGGCUAUAAGGUGCUCACCGUGUCCGUGCCGAACAUAAACCAGUCGGCCGCGGCCGUCGCAGCGAGCAGCGAUGAGACAAAUCGUCUGACGGCUAUUACAACAGUGCGUGCAGUACCAGAGGGCACAAUACUCUUUCGUUUCGAAUACUCAAUGCGCAUGAUAACAGGCAUGCCAUUCCGCCAGUCGGUCAUUACAGCGGACAAUGCCUACAUUGUGGUUGUCACAGUGGACAAAUCCAACAAGGAUUGUCUGGCCGUCUACAGCGCCACAAACGGCGCCUUUGUAUCCAAGAUACUGCUCAAGGGCUGCGCAAUUAAGGAGGUCUUCUCGCUGGUGCCCAUGCCGCACAAGGCCAACCAGAUAGCAGUGAUUAGCAGCGAGAAGGGUAGCAUUAUGGAUAUCAAGAGCAAGAAGCAUGUACGUUCCAUUGCCAAGUGGGGCGGCAGCUUAACAAGAGAUGGCAAAUGUGGCUUGUAUGCGCCCACCAGAGGCGGUCUGGAGAUGUUGGAGCUGCGCAAGGGCACGACUGUGAAGACAUUUAUACCCAAGGUAGCCGAGGGUGUCUUCUCAGUGAUCUGCAUCUUUACGGAGAACGACGAAUACGUGGCCUAUUAUCACAGCGGCCGAAAGACCAUUCGCGUUUUUCGCACUGCCGAUACGGAGAUGAUUGCCAACUAUAGACUGCAAGCGGAGCUAACAGCCAUUAAGAGCAGCAAAGAUGGACGUGCCAUAGUGCUGGGAACAGUAGAUGGCUGCAUGUCGGUGCUGGCCAUAGUGGAUCCCAAAAAGGAGGAGAUGAUUGACUAUUUGAAUGCGUUGCCGUCACGCGAUGAGAACUGGAAGGCCAAAUUGGCUAAGAUGAAGGCACGCGUGGGCUUCAAGGCGGCCAUUCGAGUGGCUACUAUAUCCUCGCGCUAUGCCAAGCACAAGAAUGGUGAGGCUGAUGGCGAGGAGGAGGAGCUUACAGAAAUAACAGAAGAUGUCGUGCCUGUAGCAGAUUAAUUUGUUAAAUUAGAAAUA
Molecule: messenger RNA, 5205 nt
Organism: Drosophila busckii
Lineage: Eukaryota; Metazoa; Arthropoda; Insecta; Diptera; Drosophilidae
Product: NACHT and WD repeat domain-containing protein 2
Exons: 13
Coding region: 1-5187 (1728 amino acids)
Molecular function (GO): protein binding
Source: RefSeq, a predicted model, not a curated record